This is a messenger RNA of Talpa occidentalis (Iberian mole), 2721 nucleotides long. It is a transcript of the gene UPB1, whose product is annotated as beta-ureidopropionase 1. The coding region runs from base 55 to 1209 and encodes 384 amino acids. NCBI's taxonomy places the organism in Eukaryota, Metazoa, Chordata, Mammalia, Eulipotyphla, Talpidae. Gene Ontology annotation, molecular function: beta-ureidopropionase activity. The record is from RefSeq and is a predicted model, not a curated record. The transcript has 10 exons.
CUGAGGGCAAAAGGCUGUUUUCGGCGUGGACUUCGGCGCCUGCGGACACCUGCCAUGGCGGGGGCAGAAUGGGAGUCUCUGGAGCGGUGCUUGGAGAAGAACCUGCCGCCCGCAGACUUGCGGGAGGUGAAACGCCUGCUCUAUGGCAAGGAGACCAGGAAGCUGGAGCUGCCCAGCAGGGCUUUUGAAGCUGCCUUGGAAGGGGACUUCGAGGUGCAGGGAUAUGCCUUUGAGGCAGCGGAGGAGCAGCUGAGGCGCCCCCGGACUGUGCGUGUGGGGCUUGUUCAGAACAGGAUUCCCCUCCCUGCAGAUGCCCCUGUGACAAAACAGGUCUCAGCCAUUCACAGACGCAUAGAGGCCAUUGUAGAGGUGGCUGCAAUGUGUGGAGUGAACAUCAUUUGUUUCCAGGAAGCAUGGACUAUGCCCUUUGCUUUCUGUACAAGAGAGAAGCUUCCGUGGACGGAAUUUGCUGAGUCAGCAGAGGUCGGUCCCACCACUAGAUUCUGUCAGAAGUUGGCAAAGAAGCAUAACAUGGUGGUGGUAUCGCCUAUCCUGGAACGAGAUGAAGAACAUGGGGACAUUUUGUGGAAUACGGCUGUCGUGAUCUCCAACUCUGGAGCCGUCCUGGGAAAGACCAGGAAAAACCAUAUCCCCAGAGUGGGUGAUUUCAAUGAGUCAACUUACUACAUGGAGGGGAACCUGGGCCACCCUGUGUUCCAGACUCAAUUUGGGAAGAUUGCAGUGAACAUUUGCUACGGGCGGCACCACCCUCUCAACUGGCUGAUGUAUAGCAUCAACGGGGCUGAGAUCAUCUUCAACCCCUCAGCCACCAUUGGCGCUCUCAGCGAGUCCCUGUGGCCUAUUGAAGCCAGAAACGCAGCCAUUGCCAAUCACUGCUUCACCUGUGCCAUCAACCGCGUGGGGGAGGAGCUCUUCCCAAAUGAGUUUACCUCUGGAGAUGGGAACAAAGCUCACCAAGACUUCGGCUACUUUUACGGCUCAAGCUAUGUAGCAGCUCCUGACAGCAGCCGCACUCCUGGGCUCCCCCGCAAUAGGGACGGGCUGCUCGUUGCAGAACUCAACCUCAACCUCUGCCGACAGAUGAAUGACAUCUGGAACUUCAAGAUGACAGGCAGAUAUGAGAUGUACGCAAGGGAGCUCGCCGAAGCUGUUAAACCAAACUACAAUCCCAAUAUCGUGAAAGAGUAGCUGACCUUCAGUCCCUUCCCACUAAGGGAGGCACACGUACCCAGCAGAUGAACAAGUGCAACAAACUUGACAAAUCCAAGCUCCCCCUAAUGGUGCCCUGAUAAUCUUGCUGUCCUGAUUGAUUUAAACAUGUCCAGGCAGAAAGGGUAGAAUGAUGAGUGACUGCUUGGUGGGUAUAAAAUGCUCUUCUGGGCUUGCAUAGAAGUGAUGGUUCUCCAAACACAGUGAACAUACCAAAUGCUACUGAACUGUAUACUUUAAAAUGAUUGCUUUCAUUGUUAUGUAAAUUUUAGUUAAUAGGGAAGGUUAAUUUGUAGUUAGACACAUGGGGUACCCCAGUUCUGAGGCUCUCCACUUGCCUAUGGAGACUGUCAGAUUUGAGGGUCAGCAUAAGAGUAUGUGUUGGUAUGAGAGGUGAGACUCGCCCAGCGUUAGUGCACCUGCCAGAUGGCUGUGGAGGGAGGUGGCCAUCUGUGUUUACUUGCUAGGCCAUGGUCUGCAGUUAUUCCAUCAAACACUAGUCUGGGUGUUGCUGUAAAGGUAUUUUAUAGGUUUGACUGUAAGUCCACACACCCAGUUAACUAAGCAAGUGAGAUUAUCCCAGAUUAUCCAGAUAGGCCUGAUUUAAUCAACUUAAAGUCUUUAAGAGCAGGGCUGAGGCUUCCUUAUGAAGAAGAAAUUUCUGCCUGUGGACAGUGGCUUCCACCCUUGCCUGAGGCUUCUAGUUUUCCAUUCCUUGACUCCCUGCCUUACAGAUUUCAGACUUGUCUUUCCAGCUUCCACAAUCACUUAAAUGUUUAUUCUUUACAAUAAAUCUCUUAAUAUAUAUCCAACUGGUUUUACUUCUGAUUGGACCCUGACUGAUACAGAUUCUGGUACCAGAAGUGGAUCUAAAGGAACAGAAUCUUAAGGAUGAGUUUUCUGCAUUGGUUCUAGGUUUUUCUGGAAUCUUCUCUAAUUUCAUUGGAUUUAAUCACAUAGGAGGGCCUCUCUGGUGGUGCAAGGGGUUAAGCACCGUACUAUGGGGCAGUCUGCAGCCUCUGCAGUGCAAGUUCAAUCCCCAGCUGGCCAGGGAGAAACCCACAUGGCGAGCAGACCUCUCCUCUCUCCCCCAUUGCUCCCCUUGGCAGUGUAUUUCGGUCGGUCUGCCUGUUCUUUUCCCCACUCUGUCUCUGGUGGAUCCUCUCACCCCUGCAUCUCUGGCCUGUACCCCAGCUCUUGUAUGCAUAAAUAAAUAAAUCUUUAAAAAAAAACAAAGUUUUUUAAUAAAUAAAUAAAUAAUCACAUAGGACUCUUUCCAGUGGUAAAGAAGCAUAUGGUAGUCUGUAACAUGAUGUAGCAAUAGAGGUUUAUAUAUAAGGCAGACCAUCAGCCUGUGCCUGAGUUCCAGGCUGCCCCUCCUGGCAGUCUGCCCUAUUUAUGGAUUUUGUAAUGCAAUUCCUUGCACUAAACUUACCUAUCUAUAGCCCAUGUGUAUGUGUAUAGAUAUAUAUACACAUAUAUAUACAUAUU